Molecule: messenger RNA, 3556 nt
Organism: Dinoponera quadriceps
Lineage: Eukaryota; Metazoa; Arthropoda; Insecta; Hymenoptera; Formicidae
Gene: emp
Product: scavenger receptor class B member 1
Exons: 6
Coding region: 1291-2841 (516 amino acids)
Cellular component (GO): membrane; cytoplasm
Molecular function (GO): scavenger receptor activity
Source: RefSeq, a predicted model, not a curated record
CUGCUCGCAGUGUCUUGGCCGAUCUCGCGCCGAUCGCACCACCGCUCGUCCAUCUUUCUCUGCCACUGCGAUUCCGCGCGCAUACCGCGUACACCCACACACCCGUAUCGUCGAAACGCGCGCGUCGGUUCCGCUUGAUUUCGCUUCGAUUCUCUCCUCUCCUCCUCUCUCUCUCUCUCUCUCUCCCCUUCUCUUUCUUCCUCUCCUCCUCUCUAUCACCCUCUUUCUCUCUUCCCCCUUUUCCCUACCUUCGUUCGCCACUACUCCUUUUCCUAAUUCAAUCCUCUUGAUCUCCCCCCCCCCCCUCUCUUUAUAUAUAUAUAUAUAUUUUUUUUUCUCUCUCUUCUCAUCUCUCUCUCUCUCUCCGUCUUCAGCCAUCCUCCUUCGUUCCUCCUAUCCUCCUUCGUUCCUCCUAUCCUCCAUAUCCCUCCGUCGCUCCCUCCUCCUGAUCGUAUGCCUCUUUCUCGCCCAAGUACAUCAUCACCGCCGGUCGUUCCCACGAUCACUGUCGCGGCCACCAGCGGCCCGAGCACGCAGCAGUCGAGGAGGCAGUCGCCGUGUGCACUCGCGUGCAUUCGUCGCGUGCGAACGGACUCGAGGAUCGACGAGGGUCGUGCGAUCGUGGCUGGUACCGUCGUGAGCGAGAUCGAUCGAUCGACCGGUCGAUCGCGAACGUGCUGGUGGAGGACAUAUCCUCGGCGGAGUCACCUCAGCUCGCCCCGGUGGAGGAAGGUUGGUGAUCGCGAUUGCUUCACAAAGCAUCGGGCCGUUCUUCGAAGCAACAAGUAACGACGACGGCGUCGACGACGACGACGUGUAAAAGAGGAGGAACUCGUCUUCCGGAUCGGGAUCUCUACUGGGUGUAUAAUAAUAAGCGCACGGCGACAUCGCGCGCGAUCCGGCACACUUAGCAUACUCCGAAAGGAGGAUUGACUUUCUCCAGCUGUGUGUGUGUGUGUGGUUGGUCCAACUGUCCGGGACAACCUCGAGGCGCAGCCUCUUCCGAGCGUCGCGAGAAAACGAAGCAACGAAGCGAGAGGACGAAGAGGACGAACGCGCGACGGUUGAAGGACCACGACGAGGAACGACACGAGAAGGACGACGUCUUUUGGGUGAGAAGAGUGUGUUUGUGCACGACUUAAUCAUCACCAGAGGUGUAUCCUGAAAGAAGGACACCCGCACAGGAGGAGAGGAGGUACAAGAGGAAGCGUUCGAGCUUGCUGCAAUUUCAGCGACGUCGGGUGUGCUGUGAUUUCGGGGUGAUUGCACGGUGAAGGUGAUUCGCUCAGCAUGAGGGUGCAUCGCGGGAUCUGCGCCAAACUGCAGGGCGGCUUCCUCAGGCGAUGGUGGGCAGCCGUGGCGAUCGGGGUCCUGUUGAUAAUCCUGGCCGUCGUUCUGGCAAUACUAUUUCCGAAUCUUAUCGACCUGGUCCUGGACAAGGAGCUCGUGAUACGGGAUGGCGGUCGCACGUACACGUGGUGGAAGGAGCCGCCGGUGGUGCCCCGUAUGCAGCUUUACAUUUACAACGUGACGAACGCCGACGAGUUCCUGAACAACGGCGAGAAACCGGCGCUGCAGGAGCUGGGCCCGUACGUUUACACGCAGCACUGGGAAAAGACGGACAUCAAAUUCAACGACAAUGGGACCGUUACUUAUAAGGUCAAGAAAACGUUCGUCUACGCACCGGAGCUGUCGACCGGCUCUGAGGAGGAUCUGGUGGUUGUGCCGAAUGUUCCUAUGCUAUCGGCCACCAGCCAGUCGAAGCAUGCCGCCCGAUUCCUGCGUCUGGCGAUGGCGUCCAUCAUGGACAUCCUGAAGAUCAAGCCGUUUGUUGAGGUGUCGGUCGGCCAGCUGCUCUGGGGCUACGAAGAUCCUCUGCUGAAGCUGGCCAAGGACGUGGUGCCUAAGGAGCAGAAGCUGCCGUAUGAUCAGUUCGGUCUAUUAUACGGCAAGAACUCCACCAUGCCGGACCUUUACACGAUAUUCACGGGUGCGAACGACAUCACCAAGUUCGGAAUGAUGGACAGAUGGAAUGGUAAGGAUGGCUUGGGCCAUUGGACCACGCAGGAAUGCGACUCCGUGAUGGGCACCGACGGCAGCAUAUUCCCGCCGCACAUCACCAAGGAGACGGUGCUAAAAGUCUUCGAGAAGGACCUCUGCAGGACGUUGCCGCUGGUCUAUCAGCACGACGUGGUAUCCGCGGGGGAUGUUCCCGGCUACAGAUUCUCGCCUCCGACGAACGUCUUCACCACGGUGGAAAAUCUGCCGUCGCAGCAGUGCUUUUGCCCGGCCGGGCCUCCUUGCGCGCCAGAAGGAACGUUCAACGUCUCUUUGUGCCAGUACGACUCGCCGGUUCUCCUCACUUUCCCGCAUUUCUACCUUGCUGACCCGGCUCUAAGAGAGGCCGUGACGGGCAUAUCGCCGCCGGAUCCCGAGAAGCACCAGCUCUACAUCGACGUGCAGCCGAUAAUGGGCACGGCUAUGAGAGCGCGCGCACGGGUGCAGAUAAAUCUGGCGGUUAGCCAGGUGCGAGACAUCAAGCAGGUCGCCUCGUUCCCCGACAUCGUUUUUCCCAUUAUGUGGUUCGAGGAUUGCGUUGACGAGCUUCCCCCGCAGAUGCGCUCCCUGUUGAAGCUGGCCGUUGAACUACCGCCGAUAGCCCGCGCCACGGUGUCCGGGGUGCUCGGGGCGCUCGGCGUUAUCAUCCUGCUGGGCGCCCUGAUGUGUCUGGCGCGUGCUGCUAAGCGCCAGGAGAAACUGCACCUCAGCAAUCCGCUGCCGGCGAACGCGACCAACACCAAGAACGGCCAGCUGAACCCGGCCUUCCAGCACUCCAAGUAGUAGGAUGAGACGUAAGAAGAUAUGUACGCGUGAGGAUCGUGGGGAUCGACGAGAGAGAGUGCGAAACGCGCGCUCUCUGAACUUCUCGCGGGCUGGGAUCUCGCUCGAAACACAUGAGAAAUGGCGGGGUGUUUUUUCACACGAAUCGAUAGUGUGAAAGUAACACCGAUAUCAAGCGAGAGUGAAGGUUUUCAUUUUCGAGUAGCUUCGAGUGAAUCCCGACGUCCGAACAUGUCAAUCGGUCGGAGUGAAUAUCAGAUUGUAUAUCAGAUUCGCGGUUCCAAAUUAAGUUUCAAGCGACAAUAUUCGCUCGACGAUUCCGAACGGAGAAUUUAUUCUGUAUGAGUGAAAAGUCGCUCGAACUCGAAGAACUCGGUGGCCACUCUACGAUCGGUAUUCACAGUCAGGUUUUAUAUUUAAGAUGAUCUAAUUUCUUCUUCUCAGGCGCACCGCACACGGGAAGAAAUUUAGUUCUCACAACUGAAUAAAAACCAGAUGGAAACUCGGUGACAAAAUAUAAUAUCUUUGUUACCGUGAUCGAGCGUAUUCGGCCUCAUCGGUGAACAUUCAGCCUCGUUAAAAGCCUCGCUUGAGAUAAUAUUGAGCAAUGAGGCCGAGCAGAAAUCUUUCACAGGAGUUUUCCCUAUAAGCGCGUAAUAUUCCUAGAAUAUUAUAUGAAUAUUAUUAAAUAUUAAAAUAAUAUUUUUAUAAUAUU